This is a messenger RNA of Hyla sarda, 2409 nucleotides long. It is a transcript of the gene TMEM212, whose product is annotated as transmembrane protein 212. Lineage: Eukaryota; Metazoa; Chordata; Amphibia; Anura; Hylidae. Bases 158 to 721 code for a protein of 187 amino acids. The transcript is spliced from 4 exons. The record is from RefSeq and is a predicted model, not a curated record.
AAACAAUUAAAAGCUAACAGCAGGUUGGGCUGACACAUGUAAACAAUGGAUUUGUGUCAUGACUACAGUUUCCAAGAAACAAAAGUUUACAGAAAGUACUUGAAGAACGCCAUUCGUUCCAGCCUGCCUGACAGUGAAAAGUAGCACUUUAUGGAAAAUGACGAGCCUCUAUCAGAUUUCUGGCGGAAUCCUGACUGCUUUUGGCACUCUAAGUAUUAUUUCAGGGGUUAUAGCGUUUUUUCCUGUCUUUAGCUACAAUCCUUUGUUUAUUGGUUGGAGUAUACGGAUUGCUUGUCCUAUCUGGAAUGGAGCACUGGCCCUGUCAGUUGGCAUUCUUAUACUCCUAGCUUAUCAUCAUUGGACACAAAGGUCACUGUGGGAAGCCACAUUUACCCUGAGCCUUUUAAGUAUCAUCGGUUCCCCCGUGCAACUUACAGUGGCCAUUGCAUCCAUUCUUAUUGGUCCGUAUUGUUACUACACUUUUGCUGGGAUGUCAUCAACCAACUACAUUGGCUAUGCAAUAGAGUUUCCUUUCCCGUAUGCCACAUUUCAGAAUGUAUGCCAAGAACCCCUUCACUAUGAAUGGUAUCAUCUGGCUUUACAAAUCAUCGACCUGAGCUCAAGUGUUUUCAUUAUGUGCUCAUCAUUAGCUUUACUGAUCAAGCUAUCAGCCAGGAUGCUCAGAACAGGGACUUUAAAUGGAAGGAAAAACGUUUGGUGACAUGAUCAUAUCAUGAGGAAUGGUCAGCAUGGAAAUCUGCAAAGAACAAUGAACUGAUCUUUGUGUCACAGAUUCACUACAGAACACCUUGGAUGAAGGAAUUUAGUUACAAAAGACACUGGUGCUUAAAUAUCUAUAGGUACACAUCACAUUUGCUGCUGAAGAGCUUUUUACUGGCAUUAUUUAAUAGGUAUGUCCAUCUUUGAACACAACUUCACAGUUAUAUAGUAUUUUAUUUAGUAUAUAUUGGGGCAGCAAAGGUAGGAUUAAGCUUUUACUAUGAGGCCUCUUUUCUGAAACUCAACGAAUCAUCGGAUGGCUUUUAAUGGCAGGCCACCUAAUGGGUACCAUGACAAAUUUUUUUCUAUGUGCCAGUAAAUGGUCUGGGCAGAGACGGGGGGUAAUUAAGGUACCGCCUGUGUCUAUAUGGUGGAUAGUGUUGAGCGGCAUAGGCCAUAUUCGAAUUCGCGAAUAUUCGCGAAUAUAUGGACGAAUAUUCGUCAUAUAUUCGCGAAUAUUCGCAUAUUCGUUAUAUUCCCGUUUUAUUUUCGCAUAUGCGAACAUUCGCGUAUGCGAAAACUAUCAUAUGUGCAUAUUAGCAUAUACAAAAUUAACAUGCGCGAAAAUUCGCAUAUGUGAAAAUUCGCAUGUGCUAAUUUUCGCAUAUGCUAAUUUUCGCAUAUGCGAAUUUUCGCGCGCCAGUCUCACACAGUAGUAUUAGAGCCUUCUUUACACCACACAAGCUGGAAGCAGAGAGGGAUGAUCACUGUGAUGUGUACUGUGAAAAAAAAAAAAAAAAAAAAAAAAAAAAGAAUAUUCGUAAUUACGAAUAUAUAGCGCUAUAUUCGCGAAAUUCGCGAAUUCGCGAAUAUGCGAUAUUCGCGAAUAAUAUUCGAAUUGCGAAUAUUCGUGAGCAACACUAAUGGUGGACAAGGAAACAGUGGGAGCUGAUAAUUCUUGUCCACAGAUCUAACAAUCCUCCUUACUGAUGGUCUGUCUUGUUCAGAACAGCCUAAUAAGCAAGCAAUUCAUCUAACAACAAUCCUGCUUCUCACCGCAUGUCAAAGUCUGUACCCCAUGUCAAAUGUUUUUUUUGCCAAUGAGUGUAUAAUACUCCAGACUAUAUCUCUGAACUAUUAGACCCCAGACUAAAUGACUAAAUUAUUAGAUCCUAGAUCAGAACCCUUUUUUUGUUUAAUAUUUAAACAACAAAGGCCUUAAACUAAAUUAGCCUCUCCCAGCAUUUGCAGUUGGAGGCCCAAUGCAGAUACAGUAGAUACCAUGAGAGACCAUGACAUCCCUGCAUCAGGCUGGCCAGCGCUGGCACAAUGUCCUGGCAUCUUGAUGACUACAGGCCAGUUUAGGUCUGCAGCUUAUAGACUCUGGGAAGGGAAUCUGAUGUAGGCGUCACAGAGAGAACAGUGGAGCAGGGAGCUGUUUCUACUUCUCAGAAUGUGUGAUCUCAGCCUAAGAAUUAAUAUUUGCUAUGCAAAUAAUCAACUAACCUGCAUAUACCUCCAAAUAGUAAUAUGAUUAGUAAUUAUAACAGAGUUGUUGCAUCAUUAUUCAUUUCAUUUCUAAUGUGACAUAGAGUAGUUUAAGAAUUAUCACAUUUUUGCAGUGGACGACACUAUAUUUAUAAAGUGGAAAAAACCUAGGUCCAAUUAAAUUUGCAAGCAAAAUGUGUU